UAGGUGUUUAUAAUGGAGUGAAAUUACAUUCACACGUAAAUAAACUGAUUAACAUUGAAAAUACGUUUUUGGAAACAAAUUGCAUUUUGAUUUUGCAGAAAAAAACUGAAAUUGAAGAAAAAUUGUCAUUGAUAUUGAUUUAAAAUGAAUAGAAUUACUGAUAGGGACUACGACUACUAUGACUUUGAAGAUGACAGUGAUCACGAGCCUUGCGAUAGCUCAGAUGAUGAUUUAGAGGUUAUUUUACAUGGAACACCUGAACAGAAGCGUAAAUUGCAGACCAAAGUCCAACAAAGACAUGAUUCUUCAAGUGAAGAUGACUUUGAGAAGGAAAUGAAUAAUGAACUGAACAAACAUAUUAAAGGACUGGAACACGAAAGAUCAAAAAGUAAUGUCACAGAAACUGUUCAAGAUAGUAGCGAAGCUCAGGACCAAGAGAAACCUACAGAACAACAAAAGUUUUAUGAUGAUAUUUAUUAUGAUUCGGAAGAAGAGGAAAUGGUUUUACAAGGUGAUGAACGUGUGAAAAGAAGACCACCAGUUCAAAGCAAUGAUGACUUACUGUACGAUCCUGACCUUGACGAUGAAGACCAGCGAUGGGUGGAUGCUGAACGACAAGCUUAUCAGCCGGCUGUACCCUCAGGAUCUAAAUCAAAACGUCUAGCUAACAGUGAUGCAGUUUUAAACUGUCCAGCCUGUAUGACAUUACUGUGUCUUGAUUGUCAGGGGCAUGAUAUUUAUGAACACCAAUAUAGAGCUAUGUUUGUUAAGAACUGUCGUGUUGAUACAACAGAGAUAUUAAAACAGCCGUUACAGAAGAAAAAACGUACCAAAAAACAGAAGACAUUAGACACUACAAAUAAUGAAACAGAGGACAAUUUUCAUCCUGUUAAAUGUACAGAAUGUUCCACGGUUGUUGGAGUAUUUGACGAUGAUGAAGUUUAUCAUUUCUUUAAUGUACUAGCUAGUCAUACAUGAAAUUCCAUUCUUCAGUAUUGAGUGCAUUCUAUAUAAAUAUUUUCAUGAGACUUCACUGAAACUUGGUAAUUGGCGAAUGAGGUCCUAAACAAUGUAUAUUUUACUAAUGAUAAACUUUAUUUCAUUUUUUGGUGUACUAACAGUGAAAAAAACAUAUCUUUAGAUAAUUUAAAAACUGAAAAAUUGAAAUAAAUAUGUUUACAGUUUUAGUACAAAAAUUAUACCAGCAUCAAGAGAAGUUCUAAGCUCAGGUUAAAAUAAUAUGAACAACCUAGCGUUUCAUCCUUUUAAGAAUUGCCUGCAUGUGUUAUUGUAUCAAUGGAUCAAGAUGCAAGAAUAAUUAUUGUGCCAUAUGAUGAAAUUCCACAUACAAGUGUAUUAUUUUUCAAUAUGAUAAAAACUUUGCAAUAAAUUCAGAUGAAAAUACUAUAUAAUUAUAGCUUUUGUAGAGAUCAUUAUGAGUUUUUAUCAACUCGGAAUCAAGGUCUGUUGAUAUUGAUUCUUGUGGUGAUAUAAACUCAUAUCGACCUGUACAAAAGAUGUAAAGUCCUAUGAUCCUUCACAUUUAACAAAAAAGAUGAAUAUUGUUUCAUUUACUUGAAUGCCUAAGUUUUACUAUAAAACACAAGUCCAUGUUCUUUUAUAAGAAAAUAUUUUAUUUUAUGUUAAUUUUCAGAAAUGUACUGCUUUUGAAUUAUUGUCUUCUUGUGCUCUAACUUGCCGACAGCAUUUCAGUAAUAUGCAGUGACCUCAACUAUGACACCUCUCGCUAAAAAUUUAGCAAUGGCAUGGUGCAAAUGUGAAGGGAAAAACUGUUAAAGAAGAAAAGUAAAUUAAAACAAAUGUGGAAGGAAGAUAGUAUUAACUGAUUCUUAUUGAAAAUAUGAACACACCAAAUUCUUAACAACUGUUAUGACAAAGUUUAAUUUAUAAAUAGGAACACAUGGAAAAUAUAAAAAAAAAAUUAAUAAACAUUGCUCUAUUAUCUCGCUUGUUAUACACAUGCUUCAUGAUUCUGUGUUGAUUGUUGAUCAUUAAAAUCAGAAACCUGAAGGUUAAUUAGCAGCCUAAAAUUUCAAUCAAUAAUCACAGAAAGAAAUAUUUCUUGUUGAUUGUAUGUUAUGGAUUCCUAAUAAAUGUAAAAACAUGCA
Messenger RNA from Mytilus californianus (California mussel), 2129 nucleotides. Its product is annotated as E2F-associated phosphoprotein-like. The transcript has 5 exons. The coding region runs from base 145 to 978 and encodes 277 amino acids. The record is from RefSeq and is a predicted model, not a curated record. NCBI's taxonomy places the organism in Eukaryota, Metazoa, Mollusca, Bivalvia, Mytilida, Mytilidae. Gene Ontology annotation, cellular component: nucleus. Gene Ontology annotation, biological process: positive regulation of cell population proliferation.